AUGCGCGGUGCGGGGCGCGCAAGAUGGCGGCGGCGGCGGCGCUGUGCCGGGCCUUCGGGGCGCUCGCGGUGUCGGUACCUCGCGCGGCCGUCGCCCGGGCCAUCGUGCCGCCGCCGCCGCCGUUUCCUCCCGGUGGUGCUCUGGCGGCCGCCCGGCGCGGGCUGUGCGGCUCCACGCCGCUCUGCACCACGGACCCCAUGUGGAAGUGCCGCGUCAAGUACACGGUGCGGCCCGUGGGCAUGAAGAAGACGGGCGGCCGCGAUCACACAGGGCGCAUCCGAGUGCGGGGCAUCGGCGGGGGACACAAACGGCGGUACCGCAUGAUCGACUUCCAGCGGCUGCGGUACGACGAGGGCACUGAGAAGGUCAUCGCCGUCCGAUACGACCCUUGCAGGUCAGCUGACAUUGCCCUGGUAGCUGGUGGCAAUCGGAAGCGCUGGAUCAUCGCCACAGAGAACAUGCAGCCCGGGGACCUGAUCAAGAACUCCUCACACAUUGGAAGGAUGGCAGUGUUGGCCAAGGAAGGGGACGCCUACCCGCUGGGGGCCCUGCCUGUGGGCACGCUCAUCUGCAACUUGGAGAGCCACCCUGGGAAGGGAGCGCAGUACAUCCGGGCUGCCGGGACCUGCGGAGUGUUGCUGAGGAAGGUAAACGGGACGGCCAUCGUGCAGCUGCCCUCCAAGAGACACAUGCAGGUGCUGGAGACCUGUGUGGCCACAGUGGGCCGCGUGUCCAAUGUCGACCACAACAAGCGGGUGAUCGGAAAGGCCGGCCGCAACCGCUGGCUGGGCAAGCGCCCGCACACAGGCUUAUGGCAUCGCAAGGGCGGCUGGGCUGGCCGUAAGAUCAAGCCGCUUCCACCCAUGAAGAGCUACGUCAACUUGCCCCGCAUCACAACACAGUAGUGAGGCCAGGGCCAAUAAAACGUUCUGCACACCA
Lagopus muta (rock ptarmigan) is the source of this 939-nucleotide messenger RNA. It is a transcript of the gene MRPL2, whose product is annotated as mitochondrial ribosomal protein L2. Bases 24 to 905 code for a protein of 293 amino acids. Gene Ontology annotation, molecular function: transferase activity; structural constituent of ribosome; RNA binding. The transcript has 6 exons. Gene Ontology annotation, cellular component: large ribosomal subunit; ribosome. NCBI's taxonomy places the organism in Eukaryota, Metazoa, Chordata, Aves, Galliformes, Phasianidae. Gene Ontology annotation, biological process: cytoplasmic translation. The record is from RefSeq and is a predicted model, not a curated record.